Mauremys mutica (yellowpond turtle) is the source of this 1693-nucleotide messenger RNA. RefSeq names its product acylphosphatase-2-like. The coding region runs from base 793 to 1167 and encodes 124 amino acids. NCBI's taxonomy places the organism in Eukaryota, Metazoa, Chordata, Testudines, Geoemydidae. Gene Ontology annotation, molecular function: acylphosphatase activity. The record is from RefSeq and is a predicted model, not a curated record. The transcript has 5 exons.
GAAAACCCCGCAGCGCAGCCCCAUAGCCAGACCCCUCGUAGCCAGCCCCAACCCUCCCUGAAAAUCCCACAGCGCAGCCCCAUAGCCAGACCCCUCACCCCCCUAAACCCCAGAUCCAGCCAUCCAGGACUGAUCACUUUGCCUCAUCCAGAGCCUGCUCCCCCUACAUCCCAGGCCCCUUCGCUGAACCCCCAUGUCUCAGCCCUCAGCUCUACCCUAGCUACCCCCAGUCUUGCCCUCAUACUUCAGUCUCCAGGACAACCCCCCAAUUUAUUCCACUCCAAACCCUAACUCCUAGCUCUACCCCCAGACCCAAUCCCCCCCCCUCGACACACACACACACACACAUUCCUUUCCUCCCACCCCCAAAUUGGCCCAACCCUCCCUGCUUUCCAAGGGCAAUAGAGAUGGGGUGGGGGGAGGCAGAGGGCAGGUCUGAAGUAGCUGGGAUGGGGUUGGCACUGGGGUGGGAGGUUGCUGCUGGGAUGUUACAGGAGGGGUUUACCCUAGCACUGAGCAUGAGGGAUACCUAGCUCUUAUAUAGUGUUUUAUAAAGGAGGCAGUAUCAUUAGCCUCACUUUACAGACGGUGAAACUGAGGCACCGGGAGGGGAAGUGACUUGUCUAAGAUCACCGAGCAGACCAGUGGCCAACCCAAGGCUCCUGAAUGCUCAAUUUAGUAACAGGCAGACGGAGCUGCCUGCAGCAGAUCACAUAACACGCUGUGCUGCAAACCCUUGUUCACUCCCACCAGCUCCCAUCUGCAGCCCACCACACUAUCCCAUGCCGUGUCAUGGCUUCCUCAGGACUCUGGGCCCUGGAUUAUGAGGUCUAUGGGGACGUGCAAGGUGUCUUCUUCAGAAAGUACACAGAAGACCAGGGCAAGAAGCUGGGGGUGGUCGGCUGGGUGAAGAACACCCCCUAUGGGACUGUGACUGGGCAGGUGCAAGGGCCCAAGGAAAAGAUUGAGAUCAUGGGCCAUAGAAACCUGCCUGCCCAUCCCCCAUCACCCGUGGCAACCGGGAAGGGCAGGCGGGGCAACUUCCGUAGCAACGGCUCCGUCACCUUCAGAGAGAUGACAACCGGAGGCAGUUUCCAUAGCAACAAGUCCCCCUUCCAUCACCUUCAACAUUUGGAGACAGAGAGAGAAGUGGAACAGUUUCCAUAGAAACCAGUCUCCCCCCAUUUCCACCACCUUCAGGGCUUGAACAAAUUGGGGCCGCUUCUAUAACAGCCAGUCUGCUUCAUUCCCCCAUCCCUUUUCACGAACGAGAUAAUGGGGGAAAGGCAGGGUCCAUAGCAACUAGUCUCCCCCAUCUUUGCUUCAGGUCCUGGAAGGAGAUAAAAGAGGAGGCAGGUUCCACAUGGACUUUACAGGCUGAACCUGUUUGUGUGGGAUAAUGGCUGGGUAAAUGCCAGCUGUGUAAACAGGGAGCCAGGACUUCUGGGUUCUGUCCCUAGAUCUGGGAAAGGAGUGGUGUCUAGUGAUUAGAGCAGGGGGGCUGGGACUCCUAGGUUCUAUUCCUGGUUCUGGGAGGGAAGUGGAAUGUAUUGGGAGCGGGGGAGGCUGCAACCCCCUGACUCUGGGGUUCCAUCCCUGGCUCUGGGAACGGAAUGGGGUCCAAUGGUUAAAGCAGUGGGGCUGGGAGCCAGAGCUCUCCUUAUGGAUGCUUAUGGAUGCUCUUCCCCCCACC